AUGGCCAUCCUCGAUUGGUUGCCAACUAAAGACAGGCUUUCCCGUUUUGGUUUAGCUGUUGAUGUUGCUUGUUUGGUAUGUGGUUCGGACUCUGAAUCAAGGGAUCGCUUAUUUGCUGCUUGUCCUUUUGCUAUGGAUGUUUGGAACACUGUUCUAAGCCUUUGUGGUACUCGUUGUGCUGCUCUUACCUGGGAUCAGCGCCUUAGCUGGAUGGUUGGAAACCUGAAGGGCAAAACUUUUCGGGUACGGAUUCUAAAACUUGCUUGGACUAGUUUUUUGUAUUAUAUUUGGGAAGAGCGUAACUAUAGGUAUUUUAGAGGCAUCUCAAGCUCAAGUGAGGUAAUUGUAAAAAGAAUUAAGGAGGCAGUGAAAGCAAAAUUGUAUAGCCUUAGUUUACAUAGAGUAGAUGAUGGUAAUAGAUUCUUGUACAUAAACUGGGAACUGUUUUAG
Messenger RNA from Hibiscus syriacus, 450 nucleotides. RefSeq lists its product as uncharacterized. Lineage: Eukaryota; Viridiplantae; Streptophyta; Magnoliopsida; Malvales; Malvaceae. The transcript has a single exon. The record is from RefSeq and is a predicted model, not a curated record. Bases 1 to 450 code for a protein of 149 amino acids.